Messenger RNA from Brassica napus (rape), 2070 nucleotides. RefSeq lists its product as uncharacterized. The transcript has 5 exons. NCBI's taxonomy places the organism in Eukaryota, Viridiplantae, Streptophyta, Magnoliopsida, Brassicales, Brassicaceae. Gene Ontology annotation, molecular function: nucleic acid binding; zinc ion binding. The record is from RefSeq and is a predicted model, not a curated record. Bases 1 to 2070 code for a protein of 689 amino acids.
AUGGCAAAUAGUGGUGUUCCCUUUCAAGUUCCAUUGCUCACAAAGAGCAACUAUGAAAAUUGGAGUCUUAGGAUGAUGGCUAUCCUAGGAUUACAUGAUGUGUGGGAGAUAGUCGAGAAAGGCUUCGUUGAACCGGAGAAUGAUGGUGGCUUAUGUCAAACACAAAUAGAUGGUUUGAGAGAUUCAAGGAAGAUAGACAAGAAGGCUCUCUGUCUAAUCUAUCAAGGAUUAGAUGAAGAUACAUUUGAGAAGGUUGCUGGUGCAAGGACGUCCAAGGAAGCAUGGGAGAAGCUUCAGACAUCUUACAAGGGAACAGAACAAGUUAAGAAGUUACGACUUCAAACUCUAAGAGGAGAAUUUGAAGCAUUACAAAUGAAGGAAGGAGAACUCAUCUCAGAUUACUUCUCAAGAGUCUUGAUUGUUACUAAUAAUCUAAAGAGAAAUGGUGAGAAGUUAGAUGAGGUGAGAAUCAUGGAAAAAGUUCUUAGAUCGUUGGAUUCAAAAUUUGAGCAUAUUGUCACCGUGAUUGAAGAGACAAAAGACUUGGAGACUAUGAUGAUGGAGCAACUUCUUGGAUCACUGAAGAAAGUGGCCAAAAUCAUCCGAGACGUGGUGGUAGUCAUUUCCGAGGACGAGGUCGGUGAUGGACGAGGUUGGAGACCAUGUGAAGAAAAAUUUAACCAAAGAGGAGAUAAUUCAUCAAGAGGUCGUGGAAGAGGAAAUACAAAAUCAAGGUACGAUAAAUCAAGCAUCAACUGCUAUAGUUGCGGGAAAUUUGGACAUUAUGCUUCUGAAUGCAAAACUCCAAACAACAAUAGAAUUGAAGAGAAGUCCAACUAUGUUGAAGAAAGGAGUAAAGAAAAAGAUAUGCUAUUGAUGGCUUACAAGAAGAAUGAACCAAAUGAGGUUCACAAGUGGUACCUUGAUAGUGGUGCAAGAAAUCACAUGUGUGGGAAUAAGAGCAUGUUUGUGGAGCUUGAUGAAUCGGUGAAAACCAAUGUGGCUUUGGGAGAUGAAUCGAAGAUGGAAGUGACAGGUAAAGGAAAUAUUCUCAUCCGCUUGAAGAAUGAAAAUCAUCAAUUCAUUUACAACGUUUACUACAUUCCAAGCAUGAAGACCAACAUCUUGAGCCUAGGACAACUCUUAGAGAAAGGUUAUGACAUUCGACUAAAGGAUAAUAGUCUUUCUUUAAGAGAUAAAGAAAAUAAUCUCAUCACAAAGACACUAAGAAUGGAGAACAUAGAACUCGACCGAGCAUCGAUCAACGAAGAUGUAAUGUUAUCGAGCGACGUGGAGACCGAAGAAUCGACUGACACAGAGCUCCCGACAUCGAUCGACACCGCCAAGCCGGAAGCAGAACCACAACUCCUUAACAUCUUCUAUGGAGGUGUUAACUUGAGCUACAAAACUACACUCGACACGGUGAGUGAAGGAAAUUUUGUCACUAGGAGUCCCGAAGAUGCUAGACGCCUUAUCGAAAAUGUAGCAACGGAAAAAUCCUAUGAAAAGAUGGAUGAAGAAGUAGGAAAUUCGUUAAAUUCAGAAGAUAAUUCAGAUUUGGUAGAGAUCCAGAAUUCCCUCAAUUCGCUUCACUCUUUUCUUCAGAAUCAACACCGAUCUGAUAUAGCCCAGAUCGAAAAUGAUGCCUUGUCUGAUAUGAAAAAUCAAUUAGAAGACAAGGAAAAGUUCAAUAUCAGACAAGCACUUACUGGCAACCAAAGUCAAGUAGCUGAAAUUGCGACUGCCAUUAAAAGAGAAACAGGACGUCUUCCCGGGAGAACUGAUUUAAACCCGAGACGUCAAGUCAAUGCCAUAGUGUUGCGUAGCGGAAAACGUCUCGCGACAAACACGAAGAACAAAACCGAAAUUGGCAAUUCUGCCAAUGAUGAUGAAACAGGCAAGAGCAAUUCUCAGCCUAUACUUCUUGAUGACCCUGACCCAAAACCUUCUCGCGAAAACAGGAAGUCUACCGCUGAAAAAAAUGAGGAAAAGACUAUAGACUUAGAAGUAGAAGACGAUUCAAAAAUUGUGGCCGAAAUCGAUCGACAGUAUGGUAACCACGUCGAUUGA